Messenger RNA from Aspergillus brunneoviolaceus CBS 621.78, 3447 nucleotides. Its product is annotated as phosphoribosyl transferase domain protein. Gene Ontology annotation, cellular component: cytoplasm. The record is from RefSeq and is a predicted model, not a curated record. Bases 1 to 3396 code for a protein of 1131 amino acids. Gene Ontology annotation, biological process: cholesterol biosynthetic process. Gene Ontology annotation, molecular function: phosphomevalonate kinase activity; FAD binding. NCBI's taxonomy places the organism in Eukaryota, Fungi, Ascomycota, Eurotiomycetes, Eurotiales, Aspergillaceae. The transcript is spliced from 2 exons.
AUGUCUGACCUCAAUUUUAACAUUGACAAUCUUUCUCGUUCGCUCAUUGCAAAGGCCUCAGCGGCCGGUCGGCCAUCGUCAGCCACAGAGCAGAGGGCUGCAUCGGUGACCUUGGACACGGAAUCGCCAACAGAUCAGUACCUCACCACAACUCAUCUGACUCAACUGCUCAACCCUCUUUUUGACUCGCGUGAUCAUGUCUCGGUGCUGGAGAUUCGACCCGGCCCGAAGAGCAUCCUCCACUAUCUCUCCCCGCGUCUGAGACGGAAGGUCUGGCGAUACACUGCAAUCGAACCGGAAGAUUCGUCUGCUACAAUAUUAGAAGAAUGGCUUCACUCCACAUCCAAGACGGAGUCUCCUCUACCUUGCCUCGAAACUCCGCCCAACAUCCGUCAAAUUUCCCUUGACAUGGCUUUCCCUACAUUGACCGGUGCCAUGCCGGUUGCAUAUAAUAGCAAGGAGAGGUUUGACAUCAUCUUUUUCUCUCAUGGGACACACUCCGUGCUUCGCUUUGCGUCCAUGCAAUGGACAGUGCAAAUGCUCGCGAAGCGGCCUGAGGGUGGAAUGGUAGUGAUGAUCCAUGACGGUACGCUGCCUAUGUAUGUGACCGGAUUGGUGUGCCAUAAAACAGCUUCUCUCCCUGCCAGAACUUUCCGCGUGGUAAAUGACGAUGCAGUGCUGAAUCGCCUUAACUCUUUCAACACAUCGUCCCGCCUCUCAAACAGGCGGCGGAAUUUCUGCCGCAGCGUGGGCCGGGGCGAGAAAGAAGACUCGGAUUAUCUAUUGGUCAAUAUGCCUACAAUCACGACGGUCUUCCAAAAGCAUGCGAACUCGUUUGGUGAGCUGACAAGGCUCGUGCCCAUGUUGAACAAACCAUUGAAAGAUCGAGUGGCCUGCCUCAAUCAUUCUCCCUUGAUUGUUAAACCACGGAACAUCCAACAUGUUCAGCAUUGCGUUAGAUGGGCCUCGAAGCACGGUGCUGGCCUGACACUCAUUGGUGGGGGCCACAGUGGCCACUGCAUACGGCCUCACGUCGCCUCAGCUGGCACUGAAGACUCGAGACCUGAUUCUGGGUCUGUGGUAGUCGCUGGCGGGGGUUGCAAGACAGGUGAUAUCAUCAAGAAGACUAUGAUGGCGGGCUUGACAGUGCCCUUGGGGUCACGACCGAGCGUGGGAGCUGGACUGUGGCUGCAGGGCGGUAUCGGGCAUCUGGCUCGGUUGUACGGGCUUGCAUGCGAUGCCAUUGUCGGCGCUGUACUGGUUAGCGUUGACUCAAGCCAGAUACUCUGCGUAGGCAAUGUGCCGAUUCAGCACAGGCCCGCUGGUGCCGUCCGCCCGGAAAACGAAUCCGAUAUACUGUGGGCAAUAAAAGGCGCCGGAACCAAUAUUGGCAUUAUAGUCAGCGUCACUUUCAAGGCUUUCGUGGCUCCGGCCUAUUCGGUGCGAAACUGGGCCAUCCCGUUAACUGACCGUGUUGAGGCGCGACAGAAGCUCGUCGAAUUUGAUCAGUUUGCGAGCAAACUUCCUCGUAAUUGCACUGCAGAUGCGUAUCUGUACAUGGACAUGGACCAGCUGCAUCUUGGCGUGACCAUAUUUGAGGCUUGUAUCACUGAUCCUACGCAUGAACUACCAUACCCCAUGCCGAACUGCACAUUCCUAGGGUCUGAACAUGAUAUCAAAGACGUCGACAGUGUCGGGCUGUUUGACACCGACAUGUAUAUAACCAAGAUUCAUGGUGGACAUCGCAGCGGCAAGAAUUAUUCCUUCAAGCGGUGUUUAUUCUUGAAGCAAAUUGGACAAGCCGAUGUCACUGACAUCUUGCUGACGGCCAUGGAGACUCGUCCCACACCACUCUGCUAUGUCCAGCUGUUGCAAGGUGGCGGAGCUGUCAAUGAUGUGGCGGCUGAUGCCACUGCUUUUGGCUGUCGAGAUUGGGACUUUGCAUGCAUGAUAAGUGGUGUAUGGCCCCGCGAAGAUGAGGUCGAAGUGGCCGGAGCUGUCGAGAGAUGGGUAUACGAUGUCGCCAAAGACUUGUUGCCCUUGAGUAGUGGAUCUUACAGCACAGAUCUGGGACCAGACCCUAGGGACUCCGCGCUGGCAGCUAAGGCAUUUGGUUUGAACUGGCUGCGUCUGGCCCAUAUCAAGCACAGCUUAGAUUCGCACAGCGUUUUGGCCUACGCCUGCCCACUCCCAAAAGCACCUCAGCAUAAGCUCAUCAUUCUGAUCACGGGCGAAAGCUGUGCCGGGAAAGACUAUUGCGCCAGGAUCUGGGCCUCUGUAUUCACCCACGGAAGCUUCACGGUGCGCACAGUGAGCAUUAGCGAUGCGACGAAGCGAGCAUAUGCCGCAGCUACUGGUGCAGAUCUGAACCUGCUUCUGUCAGACCGUGCUUACAAAGAACAGCACCGGCCAGCAUUGACAGAAUUCUUCCGGGGUCAAGCGCGGGCUCGACCUCAGCUGCCAGAGGAGCAUUUUCUGGGUGUGGUGUACGGGGCAGUAGACUUGGAUGUGUUGCUGAUCACCGGAAUGAGAGAUCAGACGCCAGUCGCAGCCUUUUCGCAUUUGGUGCCAGGUACUAGACUGAUUGAUGUGCGCAUUGAGGCUAGCGAAGAGACACGGCAGGCUCGUCGAGGAUGCCAGGGCCGUCAGCAAGAACGCAAGGACAAGACAGACAGCGGCGAGGGCACGUCGAAUCCAGCCGCCUUGGAAUAUUGCCCCAGUCUCAUUUUCGAGAAUGACACUCUCGGAGACGAAGCAGUGAGAGAAUUUGGCGAACAACACCUGCUUCCCCUCGUCGACGAGAACCUGCAGCGACUGGCAAACAUGGUCCGCAAGGUACACGACUUUCCCAUCCCGGCCAUUGACUUCCGCCAUGUGCUGGGCAUUUCGCAGCAGCCGGGUGAAUUUGCGUUGUGUACAUCCCUUCUGCAAUCUCAUUUCACCGGUGACUGGGCGAAAGUUGGUGCGAUAGCGUGUUGCGAAGCCGGUAGCUUUGUGUAUGGGUCGGCGCUGGCCAUGCAAGUCGACGUACCUUUGGCACUGAUCCGCGAAGGUGGCAAGCUCCCCCCACCGACUGUUUCUGCCCCCAAAUCUACUUCGCAUAUCUCGUCUAUGGCGCCUAGAGAAUCAUCCUGUGACUCGAGUGAGAAGCGGCUCGAGAUAGAGCAAGCUUUGAUUCCCGAGGGCGCGUUGGUGGUGGUGGUGGACGAUGUGCCUGCCACAGGGAGGACACUUUGUGCGGUGCUGGACCUUUUGGUCGAAGCCGGCAUACGUGCUAAGGACGUGAGCGUUAUGGUUGUGGCGGAGUUCCCAGUUCACCGAGGCCGGGAGUUGUUGCGCCAGCGUGGUUUUAGUAAUGUCAACAUCCAAAGCCUUUUAAUUUUUGAUGGUGCUUAGAAGGGAGGAGCUUGAGAUGUUGGGCUUUGAUUGUACUUGGGUUGAUGUUGU